Molecule: messenger RNA, 1629 nt
Organism: Camellia sinensis
Lineage: Eukaryota; Viridiplantae; Streptophyta; Magnoliopsida; Ericales; Theaceae
Source: RefSeq, a predicted model, not a curated record
AUGAAGAAAGCACUCAAUCUGAGGAAAGGGAGUGUUUUCAGGUCUACCGUAGCUGCUAUUUCACUAUCCAUGGCAAGUAAAUCUAGUAGAGGAGGCUUACGUUUAUCAGAAGAAGAAGCAGCCAUCCAAAUUGGUAAAGUGCUGGGGGUAGCUUGUGAUGGCAAAGAGGAGGAGGUGAUUAGCAAGCUAGAGGAAUUGGAGGCCACAGAUAAAGGAAAAGAGAUACAAUCUUGGAAUAUUAGAGGUCUUGGCAGACCAAAGAAAAUGAGAAAAAUCAAACAAAGUUUGGCAGCAAGGAAAAUCAAAUUUGUGAUACUUCAUGAAACAAAGAGAUCAUCAAUUACCGAAAUAGUAAAGUCUCUCUGGUAUGAAGAUAAUUUUGAGUAUCUGGCAGUGGACUCGGAAGGAAGAGCUGGUGGGUUGCUAUGUAUUUGGAAUAUAGGGGUGUUUCAAUUGGAUGCUUGCUGUGGAAACCGUCAUUUUAUCCUACUGUCAGAUUUAGUAGAGAAAUUUUGGUCAGAUUUCCAGGUGGAAGGUUGGGCUGGCUACAGAUGUAUUAUGAAGUUCAAAACCUUGAAACACAAAUUAAAGGUGUGGAACAUUAAAGAGUUUGGGAAGCUUGAGUCUAAGCUUAAGGCUACCGAAGAGGAAGCCCAUGCUAUAAAGCUAAUUGCUGAAGAAAGGCCUAAACUGUUUGGCCAGUUCAAAAAUAUUGGAGGUCGUUAUGCAGUAGAUCUGUUGGAAGCAGAUUUUACAAAAGAGGAAGUUAGAAAUGUUAUCAAGAGCAGUGAUGGCAAUAAAGCACCUGGGCCUGAUGGGUUUAUUUUGGCCUCUUUCAAGAAAUGUUGGACAAUAGUCAAACCUGAGGUAAUGCAAUUCUUAAGAGAGUUCCAUCAAAAUGCCUCAUUGCUUAGUGGUUUAAAUAGCUCUUUUAUGGCCCUAAUCCCAAAAAUAGAUAGCCCAUCAAGCUUGAGGGAUUAUAGGCCUAUAAGCAUCAUUGGUUCCUUGUACAAAAUUCUAGCUAAAGUCUUAGCAAAUAGGAUGAAACAAGUGAUGCCAAUGAUUAUUAGCGAGGCACAAUCCGCAUUUCUUGGGGGAAGGAAUAUCCUAGAUGGGAUCCUCAUUGCAAACGAGAUAGUUGACGGGUGGAGAAAAUCAAAGAAGAAAGGUUUGGCGUUGAAAUUAGAUUUUGAGAAGGCAUAUGAUUCAGUCAAUUGGGAUUUCUUAUUCAAUAUGUCAUCUAAUUUUGGAUUUGGGGAUAGAUGGGCCAAGGAAAUGGGUUUGAUCAAAGGGGUUGUCAUUGGGAACAAUGGGGUCACAAUAAUGCAUCUGCAAUUUGCAGAUGAUACAAUACUGUUUUGUGAAGCUGAGUGGGUGGAAGUGGUGACCAUCAAACGAAUUCUUAGGUGUUUUGAAAUCCUCUCGGGGUUGAAAAUAAAUUAUCAUAAGAGUGUUAUCUGUGGUGUUGGAGUUGAUGAUGGACUAUUGCAUGAAUUUGCCUCCAACCUAAAUUGCCUUCACCAGAAGCUGCCUAUAAUGUAUUUGGGAUUGCCAUUGGGGGUCAACCCAAGUAGGAGAAAUACUUGGAAACUUGUUCUUGUCAAAUUCAAGCAGAAACUGGCCAACUAG